AAAUGAAGGAAAUCUAAUAAUAUAGGCGCAAAAGUGUUUUGUCAUUUGUAAUGUUUUUAUACAUCACCAAAGAAAAAUUGUUAGGAAUAAAAAGCGUGGAACAUGUAAUAGAAACACUUCUCACAUUUACUGGCGUGUCACGUCAAACUCUAAACUAAUGAGAUCAAUAACUCAUUAUCGAUUAAAUUCCUCUUCUUUUUUAUUUAUAGAAAAACUAUUGCCCUUUUAUGGUGGGAGAGAAAAGUUUCGACAAUCCUUAAAUAAAUGGUCUUUUACUUCUAUUUCUUUAAAACCUCAAAAAGUUUGGUUUACCAACAUGCCAAAGAAUGAUAUUGCAAAGCGACAUUUAAACGUUUGGAAUAAGUUAAACAUUGAAAAAAAAUUUUUAGAAAGCUUUAUAGUUGAUAAUUUGUCGAAUAACAAUCUAGUUGAGAAAAAACCUAGUUGUGACAUAGAUUGGACUUAUUGGAGAAACGAAAUAAAACUCCCUGAAUUAGUUGAUUAUUUGGAAAAAAUUCAUAUUUCCCAAGUAAAGGCCGUUGAGGAUUUUUUAAAAAGAGAUGUUUGCGACACUUCUAAACUGGACGAUGCUUUUAUCCAUCCUAUAAAAAAAUUGAAUAGGAGUUUAAGAAGCUUCUAUGACGCAUUAGUGUCUGAUUGUAACCAAACAUUCAAAAUGUUGCAUGAUUUCAUUUCGAGUGGACUUCAGUGCUUAUGGAUUUCAAACAAAAAUUUAAAUGCUGGUGAAUUGUCCGCUGAUGAGUGGCUGGAUUCCGAUUUAUAUUGGCAAGCAUAUGUAGAACGUCACCAUUUUUUGGACCCUAGUAAGGAUAAAAACGACUUUUUAACGGAGACCUUUGAAGAUAAAGAAAACAUUGAAAAAAAAAUUAAAGAGCAAAAAAAAUUAGUGGAUCUGUUCCACGACCGUUCUGAUACUCCAACCCUUUAUAAUUAUGUUAAUCAAAUUCAUUCUUUUGAAUAUUACAACUCCUUUCCAUUAAAAUUUUUGGAACAUAUGAUUUAUUUUUUGAUACGUACUGGAAAAGAUUAUCAUUUUUUUCCUGAAAUUUUACCGACGGCAUGGGUAACUCAUCUUGAAAAUUUAAGAUACCGCUAUUUGAAAAGACAAGAUUUGCGUCAACGUAGCACCAUGUUGGAUAUACUUGAGGGAAGCUCUAGUCUGGAUCUUGUUCCAGCUUUUCAAGAAAAAGAUUACAAUGAAAAUUUUAUUGCCGACUUUGGAACUCGUGAAAGAAACAUAUGGGAAUUAAUAGUUGGCCGGCUUAUGUCAGAUUAUAUUUUCUUAAGUUUUCCAGCGAAACCCAUCCAAUCUGUAUAUGCCUUACAAUGCAUUUUAAAUUCAGAAAAAACUAAAGGGUCUUUUUAUUCUCUGGGAGACGACAUUAAUGCCCUAUUUUAUUUACCUUACGGCGCCAAAUUUCCUUUCCAGAACAAUGAAAAUGAGAUAAAGUUUCCUUCACCGUCACUGACAAUACAAAAAUGGAUCGAGCAUAUAAUGUUAACAGGAGGGUUGGUUAGCUCAGAGUAUCUUGAUCUGAAAGUGUUAUAUUCGAAACUUUUGGAAACACGUGGGGAAAUAUGGUUUUGUUCACCAGAGGAAUCUGUUGCGCAAGGGUUUUUGCGUAGGUUGUCUCGUGAAGAUCCACAGAAGAGUGUUUAUGAAGGCUAUGUCAAGGAGUCGAGCCAACGAUGGAAAAGUGCAAAGAGAAUAACAAUUGAUGAAGUCAUAGAGAAGCUGCCACAAAUGGAAGUGGACUACAAAAAAUUGAACGACAUAUUUAACAUGGCUCAAAAAUUAUUUUACUCAAACACAGAUAUUUUAUACCAAGCAUCAAGUUUAUCGUCACAUGAUAAUAUUGCUGAAUAUCUUUUGGAUUUAGUAAAACGUAAAAAUAUUUCUAUAACAUUAAAGAAUGAAUUAUUAGAAAAAUGCAGCAUAUCUGAACUCAAUGAGUUUGUUAAAUCUAUUGAGUCAAUCGCAUGAAUGUUAACUUAUUGUCAAAUAUUAAACUUUUAUUUUUUUUCUGAUAAUUGUUUCGUGCGCAAGAAUUAAACCGUUGUAUCUAUGGUUUUUCUUUCGGUUCAAAAGGUUGACCUUUCAUAUAUUUAAUAUUGAAUUACAGCGGA
Messenger RNA from Hylaeus volcanicus, 2148 nucleotides. RefSeq lists its product as uncharacterized. Lineage: Eukaryota; Metazoa; Arthropoda; Insecta; Hymenoptera; Colletidae. The record is from RefSeq and is a predicted model, not a curated record. The transcript has 9 exons. Bases 158 to 2005 code for a protein of 615 amino acids.